AUGAGCACAGCACGCACCGUGUUUGCCCCGUGCCCCAUCAUCAAACUGUUGCUGCUUUGUGCCGCGCUUGGGGUCUUAAAUUUUCAUGGCGUUGGUGGUGAAAAGGAGUCCCUCAACCUCAGUAGCACCAACGAGAGCGUGACCAGCAGCAGACGGGCCCGGUCUGUGAGCAACCGGCCAGAGCCCCGCGACUGUGUGCUCUCUGCCUGGUCCUCCUGGAGCACGUGUGAUCCCUGUCAAAAGAAGAGGUACAGAUUUGCCCGCCUGGAACAACCUUCUCAGUUCAAUGGAGAUCCCUGUGAUGACUCUGACAGAGAAGCUGAAGAUUGUGUCACAAACAAACCUUGCAGGAGUAAAGUUCGCUGUGAUGGUUUUGUGUGUGCAGUUACAGGAAGAUGCAUCGCGCGGAGGCUGCUUUGUAAUGGGGAUGAUGAUUGUGGGGACCAGUCAGAUGAAAAAAACUGCAAAAAAGUGUUUAAAAAAUGUGACCAGAAGAUGGAGCAAUACUGGGGAAUUGAGAACCUGGCAAAAGGGUUAAAUAUCUUCACAAACAACUUGGAAGGAUUAGUUCUUGACCACAGGUACUAUGCUGGAGGAUGUUCUCCCCAUUAUAUCAUGGACACAAGAUUCAGAAAGCCAUAUAAUGUAGAAAGCUACACACCAGAGACCAUGGGCAAAUAUGAAUUUACAAUGACUGAAUAUGAUUCCUACUCAAGUUAUGAAAGCAGUGUCCUGAAGGCACAGGCUUCACAGACUAGCUUCAGCUUUGGUAUAAAAAUACCAGGAGUGUUUGAACUUGGUUACAGUUCUAAUGACAACAGGUUCAAGAAGUCCAUGCAAAGGAUGAGAAGAUUUUCUUCAACUUCCAGCAAAUUCAUUCACGCCCGCUCAGAGUUGGCUGUUGCUGUGUAUAAGCUGAAGCCACGAGCCCUGAUGCUUCAUCACGAGUUCCUGCGGAGGCUGCAGCAGCUCCCCUCAGAGUACAGCUACGGGGAGUACCGGGAGCUCUACAGGGACUAUGGCACCCACUACAUCACCGAGGCCACUGUCGGCGGCAUCUACGAAUAUACUUUGGUCAUGAACAGUGAGGAGCUCCAAAAGGCAAGUUUUUCUCUGAGCGACGUCCAGAAAUGUGCCCAGAGUAGCUCUGGCAUUGGUGCAAAUAUUCGUGGUGUCUAUGUGAAGGUUGGAAUGACUAAAGAUGGCUGUAAAUCCCUUUUACAAGAAAUUGGAGACAGCACCUCCAAGAAGAAGUUUGUGGAAGAUUUCAUCGUCCUGGUUCGCGGCGGAGCGAGCGAACACAUCGUAGCGUUGGCGAACAAAGACCUGCCCACGGCUGCACUCAUGCAGGAGUGGGGAGAUGCUGUCCAGUACAACCCUGAAAUCAUAAAGCUGAAGGCAGAGCCACUGCUCCAGCUGGUGACUCCGACCGACGUCGCUGACGCGGCAGCAAUAAAGGGCAACCUGCAACGGGCCCUGGAGGAGUUUCAGCUGGAGACCAGUACUUGUCACUGUGCUCCAUGCCAUGCCAAUGGCAUCCCCUUGCUCCAAGGAAGCGAAUGUCGAUGUUUAUGUCCCCUUGGCUACAGUGGCACAGCCUGUGAGACCAGCAAGAGGACAGAUGCUGCUAUUAAUGGAAACUGGGGUUGCUGGGCCAGCUGGUCUCCAUGCUCAAGAGGUGAACGAACAAGGAGGCGACAGUGCAACAACCCUGCACCACACAACGGUGGCUCAUCGUGCUCCGGGCCAGACACCGAGACUGUCACUUGCUAG
Chaetura pelagica (chimney swift) is the source of this 1773-nucleotide messenger RNA. RefSeq names its product complement component 8, beta polypeptide (gene C8B). Gene Ontology annotation, biological process: immune response. NCBI's taxonomy places the organism in Eukaryota, Metazoa, Chordata, Aves, Apodiformes, Apodidae. The record is from RefSeq and is a predicted model, not a curated record. The transcript has 12 exons. Gene Ontology annotation, molecular function: protein binding. The coding region runs from base 1 to 1773 and encodes 590 amino acids. Gene Ontology annotation, cellular component: membrane attack complex.